Messenger RNA from Cannabis sativa, 903 nucleotides. Its product is annotated as 17.9 kDa class II heat shock protein. The transcript has a single exon. Gene Ontology annotation, biological process: response to hydrogen peroxide; protein folding; response to salt stress. Bases 236 to 715 code for a protein of 159 amino acids. The record is from RefSeq and is a predicted model, not a curated record. Lineage: Eukaryota; Viridiplantae; Streptophyta; Magnoliopsida; Rosales; Cannabaceae.
CUCCAUUAUGAGUUAUUUUCAUUAAAGAGUUAAAAUUCUAGAUCAAUGUAGAACAAAAGAAAACUCUUAGAAUUCCCCAGAACAUUUAUCCAGAAACUUCUCAUCUCUCACUAUAAAUACCCCAAAACCUUCUUCUCCGAUCAAAAAUCAUUACAGCAAAAAACCAAUUAAGAAAAUCUCAUCUUAACUGAAAAAGAGAAAAGCUCAGUUCGAUCGAAGAAGAAGAUCAUCAGACAUGGAUUUCAGAAUCUUGGGAUUAGACUCUCCACUCUUCACAACACUCAACCAAAUGAUCGACAAUUCCGAAGACUCCGCCGAUCACAGCAAAUCCAUCAACGCUCCGACCAGAACUUAUGUCCGUGACGCCAAGGCCAUGGCGGCCACUCCGGCUGACGUUAAGGAGUACCCGAACUCCUACGUCUUCAUCAUCGAUAUGCCGGGGCUGAAAUCCGGCGACAUCAAGGUUCAGGUGGAGGACGACAAUGUGCUUCUGAUCAGCGGCGAGAGGAAGAGAGAGGAAGAGAAAGAAGGAGCUAAGUAUGUGAGGAUGGAGAGGAGAGUCGGAAAAUUCAUGAGGAAAUUCGUGUUGCCGGAGAAUGCUAAUACUGACGCCAUUUCGGCCGUUUGCCAGGAUGGUGUUCUGACUGUUACUGUUCAGAAGCUUCCACCACCGGAGCCGAAGAAGCCGAAGACUAUUGAGGUUAAGAUUGCUUGAAAAAUCAAUGGGUACUGUUGUAGGCUGUUUGGAUAUGAGGAAUGUUUCUGUUUGGUUUGGUUAUCCUGUGUUUGCUUCUUUUGCUUUUGUUGUGAUUAAAUGAAAAAUGGGUACGUUUUCGUAUCCAUAGUAGUUGUAUGAAUUUUCAUCGAGUUUUAAUCGAAAUUAGUACUGUUUGUUUUCGUUUA